AUAUAUCCGGCAUUGUAACUGAGUGCACGCGCACCCAAGGCAACAGCAUUUCCACUAUUCAUUUUUAUUUAUCCUAAAUGAGUGACGAUCUUAACCUCCGCGAUGUCAGAAGAAAUGUCCACUACAUAUAUAGCCCCGAAUACAUUGAGAUGUGCGAUUCUCUCUCAAAGGUUCAAAACCGGGCAUCAAUGGUACACUCCCUGAUAGAGGCAUAUGGGCUAACGAAACACAUGAAGAUAAUAAAACCACAGCUUGCCUCAAUGGAGCAGAUGGCGGCAUUUCAUACAGGCUCUUACCUGGAGCACCUGCACAAAAUCAGUCAGGAUGGAGACAAUGAUGAUCCUCAGUCUUCAGAUUUUGGGUUAGGUUACGAUUGUCCAGUGGUGGAGGGCAUCUUCGACUACGCUGCAGCUGUUGGUGGUGCCUCUCUCACGGCUGCUCAGUCGCUGGUGGAUGGCAAAUGUGACGUCGCCAUCAACUGGGCCGGGGGCUGGCAUCAUGCCAAGAAGGAUGAGGCAUCUGGAUUCUGUUAUGUGAACGAUGCGGUCCUUGGCAUCCUGAAGCUGAGGGAGAAGUACGACAGAGUCCUUUACAUAGAUGUGGACCUCCAUCAUGGAGAUGGAGUGGAGGAUGCUUUUACAUUCACAUCCAAAGUCAUGACUGUGUCAUUCCAUAAAUUCUCGCCUGGCUUUUUCCCUGGGACGGGUGAUGUGACGGACACAGGCCUGGGGAAAGGACGCUGGUAUACGGUCAAUGUCCCACUGGAGGAUGGCAUAGGAGACGACCGAUACUAUAAUGUGUUUACCAAUGUGAUGCAGCAGGUGCAGACGCUGUUCAAUCCCGAGGCGGUGGUCAUGCAGCUGGGGGCCGACACCAUCGCCGGGGACCCCAUGUGCUCCUUCAACAUGACCCCCGUGGGAGUGGGCAGGUGCCUGCAGUACAUCUUGGGCUGGGAGCUGCCCACACUCUUACUCGGUGGCGGAGGUUACCAUCUGGCCAAUACUGCGCGCUGCUGGGUGUACCUCACAGGGACAGUGCUCGGCCAAGACUUGGCCUCGGAGAUACCAGACCACGAGUUCUUUACAGAGUAUGGACCGGACUAUUCACUGGAGAUCAGCCCAAGCUGCAGACCCGACCGGAACGAGGCCCAGCACGUAGACAAAGUCAUCAGCACUGUCAGAGCGAAUCUGAAGAAUGUGGUUUAAGAGAUGGCCGUGGGCCCGUGUUUUCCAAAUCAACCCUGCUUGCCUAAUGAAGACAGUAUGUCGCGGAGCCUUUGCCAGAAGGGGCUUGGGAAGUUUGGAGGUGGGAUGGGGUAGCUGGUGUACGAAAUAUCUCUGCAAUGUUUCCAAAACAUCCCUGCAAUGUUUCCAAGGAAUCUGCUGUAAUAUGCACAUGAAAAUAUUGAACAUAGAUUUUUAAUCCCGUUUUUAGCAGUUCAGGUUAUAAUGAUGUGUUCUUCCCAAAAACAAAAACCCACAUUGGAUGAAUAUAGACAAUAUUGGACCAAAAUUCUGCCUCAGUCUAUGAACAGUAUGUAAACUAAAUCAAACUACAUUUGGACUGUAUGGUUCUGCUACACCAAGCUAUUAUGUAUUUGUAAAUAAGCCAUAUUUUAAUGUACUUGUAAAUGAAAAUGAUGAAUCCAUGCUGAGAUGUACUGAAAUGUUUGAUGGUUAGUUGUAUACUGUUGCGAAAAGGGGGUGCAUGUUGUGCUAUGGGUAACAGACAUCACUUUUGCCUUUUAGUUAUAACUUUCUUUUUUCAAAAUGUAUUGCUUUUAAUAAACUGUUGCCAUUUUAAAUAAAA
This is a messenger RNA of Engraulis encrasicolus (European anchovy), 1809 nucleotides long. RefSeq names its product histone deacetylase 8 (gene hdac8). The coding region runs from base 78 to 1205 and encodes 375 amino acids. Gene Ontology annotation, biological process: negative regulation of transcription by RNA polymerase II. The transcript has 11 exons. NCBI's taxonomy places the organism in Eukaryota, Metazoa, Chordata, Actinopteri, Clupeiformes, Engraulidae. The record is from RefSeq and is a predicted model, not a curated record. Gene Ontology annotation, molecular function: histone deacetylase activity. Gene Ontology annotation, cellular component: nucleus.